Messenger RNA from Patiria miniata (bat star), 2864 nucleotides. RefSeq lists its product as uncharacterized. Bases 213 to 1814 code for a protein of 533 amino acids. NCBI's taxonomy places the organism in Eukaryota, Metazoa, Echinodermata, Asteroidea, Valvatida, Asterinidae. The transcript is spliced from 2 exons. The record is from RefSeq and is a predicted model, not a curated record.
UGCGAAACUAGGGAAUGUGCCCUACUUCCAUGCUUCUAGCAUGCUGCUGUGCUGUGGCGCUUGCACGUGGACGGUAGCGCUCGCUUUGCACGUGGUCGAGAUCGAGCGCACUGUUAAGUGCCAAGUCAACGUCAACAAGGUUUGCCUUCUGGUUCCCGGUUCAACCUAAAUCAAGGUGAUUCUCAUCCUGCAUACUGAGGGCAAUCACCAAUAUGGCGAAUUACCAUUCUGAUGCUGUGGCGGAUUUCCAACAAGCAAAGAAGAAGUAUAAAAUGUACCAAAAAACCUUGAGAAAGAUUCCUGAUAAUGGAGUGCUUCUCGGCAAGAUCAUAAAAACCAACUUGACAAACUGCCAAAAUGUCCUGCGCCUUGUGGACAGUCUUGAGAGAAUGACGGAGCCGAGGGCCUUCUGCUGUGGUGGCUGGGUGGAGCUGGAGCAAAAGGCCAGACUUUUGAUGCAUGCAGAUAAGAAAAAUGAGUUCGGAUGGCCGAUCACCAAACUUCCUGUGGAAGAGCUUCUUGAGUUUUGCACUCCAGCUCCUUACGGAGAUCUUGAGAAGCAGGAGACUGUGUACAAUUCCAAUGUGCGUCUGGCAUCCGAGUGUGAAGCCAGUAAGUUCAAGUUUGCCAGGAAAUCUGAUCCUAAUCCCCAGCCAGGAAAAAGGAACAAGACAGGAACCCCUCUUCCACAGGUUCUGGUUGACUACAUCCCAGAUUUUCUUCGCUUCAUCAGAAGCAAGGUGAGCAGCACUCUGGCAAAUGAAGAUGAUGUCACUCUAGAGUGCUACAAGUUGAAUGUCUGUGGCACUGGGGGUUUCUUCAGUGCUCAUGUUGACACGCCUGUUGAUGCAGCUCAGAUGAUCGGGACGGUGGUUGUGUGCUUACCUUGCCCACACACCGGAGGAGAGCUAAUUGUCAAGCACAGAGGAGCCAAGGAAGAGUUUCUCUUUGCCAAGCUGUCUGCUGAUCGGGGAAAGAUUCAGUGGGCUGCCUUCCUCUCUGACUGCGUGCAUGAAAUCCUGCCGGUAAAGUCAGGACAUCUCAUCACUAUCACCUAUAACAUCAUCCGAAAGAAAUCCAGUUGGUCUGAAAGUGGGUUUGGACACUAUACAAAUCGAAAGUUCUUCACAGGCAAGAAGAUCAAAGCUGAUCAAAAUACAACCUUGGCCAACAUCGUCUCGGAUGUCCUCGAAAUUGCUCAGAAGAAAAAUCUGAAGCAAUUGGGUAUUUUCCUGCGGCACAAGUACACCAUGUCAGCGCUGGCUGAGGGGAACCUCAAGGGCUUGGACCAGGUCCUGUGCGAUGGUCUGGCCUCCAGAGGUCUGACCUGUCACCGCCUGACAGUUCUCGUCCAUGAACAUGAGCAAGUGCUUGAGUAUGACCAGACAUGCGGGGAUGAAGAUGACGAGGGCAUGGUCUAUGCCUUCAGCCGAGAGGACAUGCUGUACGUCAACAAUGAAGGACCCAAACCUCGGCAUGUUGCUUGGAAGGCCAUGGAGUUCAUCAAAGACUGGAGCAAGGGCAAGGUCGUGGUAGACAGGAGGGAAACAGAAGCGGAGAAAUACAACUGUUGGUACACCGAGCCAGGAGUAGUGGAUCAGCUCUAUUUCCAGUCUACCAUUGUCAUUGACAUCCCUGCAAGAUCUAAUGAGGAGCCAAUGGUAAAAAAGGGUGGCUGCUCUGCUACCUCCGGCCAUAGUGAUGAUGCUGAUGAGGCAGAAGAUGAGGAAGAUGAUGAGGAAGACGAUGUAGAAGAUGAUGUGGAAGACGAUAGAGAGAGCUCAAGAGGGAGAAAAAGAGCCAGGAUAAUUUAGUUUUUCGGCCAACUUUUCUUUUUGUACAUAAGGAGUUAGUAAUAUCUUAUUAAAACUAUCCUCAUUUCACCGAAAACCACUCUCAUGUUUUGCAAUGCAGUUUUGAUGAAUGCAGGACUGAAUUUGUAGAUCCUGGACUUUGUCACUUAAAAGAGACCUGAGUUUUGUUGAAACAGUAAUACAGUAUUAGUGAGUCAUUACAGACUUUAUUGUACUUUUGCCAGAUUUAGGAAAGAUCCUCGAAAGAGUGCCAUGAAAGUUACAUGUACAGUCGAGAGAUAAGAGCUUUUGAUAAAUUUACCCAAGUAUUUGUUUUAAUACGGAAGGGUCAUUUGAUUUCAUAAAGUGAAAGUUCAAAACUGGAAUUUUGAAAUUAAUUUUGUUACAAUUUUUUGACCAUCUUAGACACGUACAUUUUUACUAUUAUUUUCAUCAAAUAACCUGUUUUCAUUUUGUAUAAUCCUUUGAAAAUGUAAUAUAUAGCAAACAAGUGUUUGUUGGUUUAGUGGUGUAAUUAUCGGUGUCAAUAAAAAUGGAGAAGACUUUCAAAGAGGGCCACACAAUAGGGACUUUUAAGAUUUAGGAAAUCUUCCACAAAGAAUUUCAACUUGUUACGCUGUUAACUUAUAAUAACAGGUGAAACAAACAUUUGUCUUUCUUGCACUUUAUUUUGUUAAAUGCAUGCCUGUUACAAAUAUGUUAAAUGCAUGCCUGUUACAUUUUAGGUUACUCUUUGUAAACAACGUUAGACUGAUUGCAUGUGUAUUAGGUAGUAGUAGUGAAACAAUAAGCCUAUGAGAAAAAUCUUAAUCAUAAAUGUUUAAAAAAAAUAUUUCCCCCCCAUCUUUUUCUGAGGAUUUUGGAGACUCAUUUCACCGUUGAGUCUUAUGAAGUUAUGUUAAGAUUGGAAAUAACUGUGAUAUGUUUUAUAUUGUUGGCUCAAAGAAAUUUAGAUUGGUGCUCCCAUAUUACAUAUUUAGAAACGAACUUAAGACACAAGCUUCUCAAAUUGUUUGUAUUGCAUUUCUUGCUUUUACUUGUCAUUUAGUC